Carya illinoinensis is the source of this 441-nucleotide messenger RNA. Its product is annotated as L-threonate dehydrogenase-like. Lineage: Eukaryota; Viridiplantae; Streptophyta; Magnoliopsida; Fagales; Juglandaceae. Bases 1 to 417 code for a protein of 138 amino acids. Gene Ontology annotation, molecular function: NADP binding. The record is from RefSeq and is a predicted model, not a curated record. The transcript is spliced from 6 exons.
AUGCAUGUCCUUAAGGUAGAACUUAAUCCUUAUAUCAAGUUGAACUAUUAUAAGAUAGUUUUGUAUUUCAAGUGGGAAGGUCAUCCUGCAGAUGGUGUUGCAGCUUUGAUUGUGUUGAUAUCUCAUGCAGAUAAUUUGAAUGAUGUAAUAUUUGGUAACGAGGGUGCUCUAAAAGGGUUGCACAGGGAUGUUGUCGUUAUACUCUGCUCUACAUUAUUACCAUCAGAUAUUCGGAACCUGGAAAAGCAUCUCACAGAUGAUUGUGCGACAGCCUAUCUUGUGGAUGCGUAUGUCUCCAGAGGAAAGUCUGAGUUGUUAGAUGGAAAAGUCAUGAUUACUUCAUCAGGAAGGUCAGACGCCAUUGCAAGGGCUCAGCCUUUUCUCUCUGCAAUGUGUGACAAGCUUUACAUUUUUUAGAGUGAAGUUGGUGCUGGAAGGUGU